Molecule: messenger RNA, 20862 nt
Organism: Hypanus sabinus (Atlantic stingray)
Lineage: Eukaryota; Metazoa; Chordata; Chondrichthyes; Myliobatiformes; Dasyatidae
Gene: adgrv1
Product: adhesion G protein-coupled receptor V1
Exons: 90
Coding region: 107-18721 (6204 amino acids)
Biological process (GO): negative regulation of adenylate cyclase activity; cell communication; cell surface receptor signaling pathway
Cellular component (GO): membrane
Molecular function (GO): G protein-coupled receptor activity
Source: RefSeq, a predicted model, not a curated record
GCCGUCUCGCCUUUGGGCUGCUGGCAGUCGAGCGGGAGGUGACGCUUGCGGGAUCGGCGGCAGGUUCUGCCCGGAGCCGGGGAGCGGGCGGCGGACCUUUGCAAGAAUGCCUGCUGCCUUCUCAGUGGCUGAGCUUGUUUUGGGCCUCUGUAUCACCCUUGCAUUUGCUGAUACAGAAGUCAGGUUUGCAGGUCAAACAAGCUUUGUGGUGAACGAAACAAGUAUAUCAGUCGUACGUUUGGUUAUUGAAAGGAUUGGAGUUCCAGCCAAUGUCACAGCACUCUUAUUGCUUCAGGGGGAAGAUACUGGUGAUUUUGAGGCCACAUCUGCUGUCGCCAGAUUAUUGACCACAGAAACAAAUAAAACCGUGUACAUUGCUGUCAAAGAUGAUGACUUUCCGGAAGCAGAUGAAUCCUUCAUUUUCUCCCUUAGUCUUCAGGGAACCUUUUCUGAUGUUACACUUGGAAUGCCCAGUAUUGCCAGGAUCACCAUUCUAUCAAAUGAUAAUGCCUUUGGAAUUAUUUCUUUCAACAUGUCUUCCAUAAUUAUUGUCAGUGAGGUAAGGGAGAGAAAAGAACUUGUCCCGCUUACACUAAUCAGAAAGAAAGGAACCUAUGGGACCGUAACAGUGACCUUUGAGGUUACAGCAGGUCCAAAUUCUGCUGAGGAAGACAUCAGCCCAGCAAAGGGAACAAUUAUUCUUCCUCCUGGGAGAGCAGUGAUUGACUAUAACCUCACUAUUCUAGAUGAUCAGAUUCCUGAAAAUGAAGAAGUUUUCACUGUCCAGUUGACGAGUGUUGAGGGAGGAGCUGAAAUUAACUCUACACAAAGUAGUUUUCAACUCGUAAUCAACAAAAAUGAUUGUCCACUCCGAUUAGCACAAGCAGUGUACACAGUGCCCGAGACUGUUGGUGUGAUUAGCAUACCGGUCAUUCGAGGGAGGGACCAGGAUGGAAAAUUAAUUGGUUCUGAUGAUGUUCUGAUCUCUGUUAAUUACCAGAUAGUGGCUGGAAAUGGUUCUACCAAUGCACUGUUACACUCUGAUUUUAUUGAUCUCCAGCCAAACAGGACCAUUGUUUUCCCUCCAUAUGUUUAUGAAAUCAAUCUGAACUUUCAGAUUAUUAAUGAUUCUGUCCCUGAAAUUGCUGAGUCCUUCCAGAUUGUUUUACUUGAAGCUACAAUAAAAGGAGAUGCAGUGUUGCUUAGUCCGAGUAAAGUUCAAGUUACUAUUGAGCCAAAUGACAAACCCCACGGAGUUCUGUCAAUUAACAGCAGUCUGUUAGCACAGAAAGUUGUAAUUGAUGAAGAUACAUCAACAAGAUUUGAUGGAAUUACAAUUGUAAGGAAUGGAGGGACACAUGGUAAUGUCUCAGUAAACUGGAUUAUUUCACGGAGUAUCGGUGACUCUUCAGCAGUCACUGAAGACCUCAAGCCAUCAUCAGGCACUCUGGAACUUGUCGAAGGGCAAAUGCUGGCUGUUGUGCCCCUCACCAUUGUUAAUGAUGAUAUUCCCGAGGAAGCAGAGGCUUAUCUUUUCCAGCUGUUAAACAGCACAAUAAAAGGAGGAGCAGAGCUGGAUGAGCCCAUGCAAAUUAUAUUUUAUAUUCAAGACAGUGAUGAUGUUUAUGGCUUAAUUAGCUUCUAUUCUCUGGAGGAACAGAAGAUUGAAAGUAGUCCUGCUGGGCGGUUUCUGUCGUUGAGUUUUGCCAGGCACAGUGGAACUGUUGGGGUUGUACAGCUGAACUACACUGUACUGUACCUCCCUGCUGGCGUUCUGGAUCUUUCCAAAGCAAAGGACGACAUUCUAAAAGUUUCCAGUCAAAAUAGUGUCAUCUUGAUGGCGGGACAGUCGCGGGCGAGCCUCAAGCUGCCGAUAAGAAAUGAUGCAUUCCUUCAGAAUGGAGCAAGCUUUCUUGUGCGGCUGGAGACGGUGGAGCUCAUAAACAUUCUUCCCCCCGUUCCAUCAGUGAGCCCUCGGCUUGCUGAUGUGCUGAUGGUCUCACUAAUAAUCACUCCUGAGUUGGCAAAUGGAGAAGUUGGAUUUAGCAGCAAUGAAACUCUCUUUGUCUAUGAGCCAGAGAACUCAUCUGAUGGUCAGAUCUAUAUUGCUUUGCUACGUGAUGGAACUGACAGCUCUGCAGAGGUUUUCUGGCAUUUGGAGCCCACUGGCGUGAAUCGUGACAGCAUUGGGGUUGAUGACCUCAGCCCAUUCAAUGGUUCUGUACUAUUCUCAUCAGGCCAAAGCAACGUGACAAUCAACAUCACAGUAAAAUCUGAUGAUCUGCCUGAAUUAAAUGAGACUGUGAUUAUCUCUUUAGACAGGGCUGACCCAGAAAAUCAGGUUAUGAAGUCAAAUUUCAUCAAGAGAAAAAUAGUUAUUUUACAAAAUGAUGACCCAGGUGGAAUAUUCGAAUUUUCUUCACAGACAAGAGGACCAUAUUUUGUGCAUGAAGGUGUUGCCUUUGAACUCAAGAUUGUACGAGACCAUGGCACGCUUCUGAGGCAGUUCUUGCGCUAUGUUGUAGAACCGACACAGUCUUUUGAGUUUUAUGGGAAUAUGGGAGUUGUUGAGUUCAAUCCUGGUGAAAGAGAGGUAGCAAUAACAUUGCUGGCAAGGCAGGAUGGCAUUCCAGAGCUGGAUGAACACUAUUCUGCCAGACUCAGCAGCCAUGGGAUACCACCAAGCAAGUUGGGUGCUGCUACUCGAGUCAAUAUCACAGUUUUGAAGAAUGAUGAUCCUCAUGGAGUCUUACAGUUCAACACUCCAGAUUCGACUCAAAGCAUUAAGGAAAGCAAAGAUGACGUUGUAAACAAAGCUGAUUUUACUGUAAUCCGUGACCGAGGAACAUUUGGUGACAUCAGUGUUCACUGGAGAUUGGAUCCAGCAUUCACGAAUGAUGUAUACCCUGUACAAGGUGUGGUCAACUUCAGAAGCGGAGAAUCUUCAAAGACUAUCACUCUCCAGUCCCUUCCUGAUUCUAUCCCUGAGGAAACGGAAACGUUCACAGUCAUCCUUUGGAAUGUCACUGGAAAUGCUAGGCUUGGAAGUUUACUGAAUGCAACAUUGCUUAUCAAUAAAAAUGAUGAUCCCAUCUAUUUUGAAGAGCCAAGUGUAAUUAGAGUCCAAGAAGGAAGUGUUGCCAAUCUCUCGGUUGUUAGAAAUGGAUCUGCAGACUUUGUCACUGUCGUUGUCUACAGUAUUGAAAAUGGAGGAGCCAGCCAACGUGAAGGAGACUUUAAUUCUCCAUCUGAGAAUAUGACACUGGUAAUUGAAGUUGGAGAAAGAGCUAAGACCAUUUCUGUGAUUAUUAAUGAAGAUGAUAUUCCUGAAACAGAUGAGAUGUUCUACGUUGUGUUACUUAAUUCUACAGGCGAUACGGUUAUUCAUGAAUCUGCAUGGGCUACCGUCAUUAUUGAAGCUAAUGAUGAUCCGAAUGGAAUCUUCUCUUUGGAAUCUGUAGAAAAGACAGUUGUUGAGGGAACAACCAACAAUUUUACGAUUUUGAGACAGCGAGGGAUAUUUGGAAAUGUCUCUGUUUCAUGGCAGCUAUUUGUCAAUGAUACUUUACUGCAGCCUGGGCAGGAGUUUUCCAAAACAUCUGGUAUUGUGCUCUUCACUACUGGAGAACUCUCCUCUCCUAUAACACUCCAUGCACUUCCCGAUGGAAUUCCGGAAUUUAGUGAAACUUAUGUUCUCAGGUUGAUCAAUGCUUCAGGUGGAGCUCCUGGCUCUGGUGGUCAGUUAUCAAAUCAGAGCUUAAGUGUCAAUGUUGUGAUUCCACCUAACGAUGAUCCUUUUGGAGUUUUCGUCCUGGAUGCAGAAAGCCAGGACAGGGAGGUUGCGGAGGACGUGCUCUCAGACGAGGACAUGUCGUACAUUACUAACUUCACCAUUCAGCGACAGCAAGGUGCAUUUGGAGAGGUUCGAAUUGGGUGGGAGAUACUGUCCAAUGCGUUUAGAUACAGACUGCCUGAAAUGACGGACUUUAUACUGGUUGGAACAUUUCCCAGCUCUGUUAAGCUACGUCCUCACACCAGACGUCGACACACGGGUACAGAUGCUCUGUACUUUAGUGGGGCGCAGGGUGUAUAUGGAACUGUUCACCCAGAAUAUCAGCCAUGGAUGAAGAAUACAGUUGCAAAUUUUACAUUGUCUGCUUGGGUGAUACCUGAUCUCAACACCAAUGGGUUUAUCAUAUCGAAAACAAGUGAUAAUGCCACCAUUUAUUAUGCUAUGAAGUUGAUGACCAAUGAAUCCUCCUUGUCAGUGACGUUUUGCUAUAGCGUGCUGAGCUCAAAUAUUACUCAUGUUGCCACGGGAACAGCAUUAAGGUACCUGGAUGAAAAUACCUGGAUGCACAUUAUAAUUGUGGUGGCUGAUGGAAUAAUUGAAUUUUAUUUGAAUGGGAUUCUAAUUCCUGAUGGCGUUAAGCAUCUCAAAGGUGAAGCAAUCAUAGAUGGGCCUGGUUUUCUAACUGUUGGGGCAAAUACAGACGGGCAGAACAGGUUCACGGGGCUAAUGCAAGAUGUGAGAAUUUAUGUCCGCAAGCUGAACCGAGAUGAAAUCCAUGAAAUUCAUGCUACUCCAGCGAAGGCUGACCUCCACCCGAUCUCCGGGUACCUGGAAUACAGAGGAGGAGAGAAAAAGAAGUCGUUUAUCGUUGCUGCAAGAGACGAUGCUGAGGAGGAAGGGGAAGAAUCAUUUGCCUUGAAACUGACAAGUGUGUAUGGUGGGGCCAGGAUUUCACAGCACAAUGCCACAGCUACACUGCGAAUACAGAAAAGUGACAAUGCCAAUGGACUGUUUGGUUUCACUGGGACCUGCAUUCCACAGAUGGCUGCUGAGGGAUCCACAAUUUCAUGUGUUGUAGAAAGAACAAGAGGAGCCUUGGACUUUGUCUUUGUGAAUUACAAUAUCACACAGAUUGAAUUUGACAGCAGUGAUGUGAAUGAUUUUGUCAACUCCACUGGUACCAUCACUUUUGCUCCCCAGCAAAACUCUGAGGUUUUGAAUGUGCAUGUUCUAGACGAUAAUUUACCUGAGACUGCUGAGCACUUCAGAAUUUCCCUGGUUUCCGCGAUAUCUGGAGAUGGAAAAGUCGGCUCAACUCCAACCAGUGGGGCCAGUAUUGACCAGGAGAAAGCAAGCACACAAGUCGUAAUAAAAGCCAGUGAUCAUCCGUAUGGUUUGCUGCAGUUUUCUACUGGGCCACCACCUGAUACAGAUGUAAUCAUCCCUCCCGCACUUUCCGUGCCAAGCAUUACUGUGAAGGAGGAAAUCGGUUCAAUCAGACUGCUCGUAGUCCGUGCACAGGGGCUUCUGGGUAAUGUUGUUGUGGGAUAUCAAACUGUUCCUCUGACAGCUGCCAGCCCAUCUGAUUACCAAGAUACAUCAGGCACUCUACAGUUCAAACCUGGAGAGCAGUAUAAAUACGUCAUUGUAAAUAUCACAGACGAUUCUGUUCCAGAACUGCCCAGCAGCUUCAAAGUGGUACUAUUGAACUCAGAGAAAAUGGCUGAGCCAUUUGGCACCAGCAGUAGUGGAGAUGGUGAAGUGGAGUUUGUCCUUCCAGAGUUCCAUGUGCACGCUAGCCUUGCAAUAGCUUCUGAAAUCAUUGUUACUAUUGAUGCCUCUGACGAUGCGUAUGGAGUGUUCCAAUUCAGUAAUGACUCUUUGCACACAAAUACUACAGAACCUGAAGGGAGUCAGGAUAUAGUCUUACUACAGGUUGUCCGUGCUGGUGGUGCACUGUCUCAGGUUAUUUUGUUCUGGGAGGUGGACUCUGACCCUUACAACAACCUGGUCAAUAUCUGUGGCAAUGUCACGUUCGAAAUGGGACAAACGCUGGCUGACAUUGAGCUACAGGUGGCUUCGGACGAUGUGCCGGAAUUGGAUGAACAGUUCAUGAUUCACAUUACUGAUGUCACCAAAGGACGACUGGGAAUUCGAGUAAAUGCCACCUUGAUGGUUUUAGCCAAUGACGAUCCUUAUGGUGUGUUCCUCUUUUCGGGAAGAACUCAACCAAUCAGAGUUGAGGAGAAGGACCAGAAUGUGACAUUGACAGUUCAGCGACUUAAUGGAUUGAUGGGUAUCACCAUAGUUACCUUCUCAACCGUGAAUGACACAAGGUCGACUGGUCUGCCAUAUUUCAUUGCUCUGGCAAUGGAUAAAAGUGAUUAUCUUGCUGUAUCGGGGUCAAUAAUCUUUGAAGCCAAUCAGACUGAAGCUAACAUAACUCUUCCUAUUCUGGACGAUGGAGAACCUGAGAGGCCAGAGUCUGUGUUUGUCCAGUUACAGAGCGUUGCACUGCUGAGAGGGGAGCAGGACAGACCAAUUGCUGGUUCUCCUCGCCUCGGAUCAAAGAAUGACAUCAUAGCGCAGGUAAUAAUCGAUGCCAAUGACGAUGCAUUUGGUACCCUGCAGCUCUCCACUUCUGCUGUACGUGUUCCAGAAAAUUACAUUGGACCGAUAAUCAAUGUGACGAGGACUGGAGGCAUAUAUGCAGAUGUGUCUGUGAAAUUCCAAGCUUUGUCAAUGACUGCAAGAGCUGGUGAAGAUUACAGCAUAGCCUCAUCUGAUGUCAUCCUACUGGAAGGGGAAACCAGCAAAGCAGUGCCCAUUUACCUUCUCAAUGACAUGUUGCCAGAACCUGAAGAAUCAUUUCAUGUUAAACUCAUUAAUGAGACCACAGGAGGAGCUGUGCUUGGAGCCAUCACACUGGCAACUGUUACUAUUGAGGCUUCUGAUGACCCUUAUGGAUCCUUUGUUUUUGAAGGAACAGAAUUAAUUGUUGCAGAACCAGAAUCAAAAACCACAGUGAUAACUCUGCAAGUUGUUAGAAACGCUGGGACACUUGGUACUGUCUCAGUCUAUUGGGUUGCCACAAUGAAUGAGCGUGAGGUUACCAGCGAUCUCCAGGAGUCCUCAGGAGAGAUCAUCUUUGCUCCAGGACAAACUACUCAAACUUUACAAUUGGAAUUACUAUCAGAUGACAUUCCUGAAGUUGAAGAGGUCAUUCAGGUGAAACUUACCCAUUCUUCCUAUGGGAGCUCCAUUGGGAGAAACGAUAUGGUGAAUAUUAUUGUUCCAGCGAAUGACAACCCUUAUGGUACUGUUCAUUUCACACACACAGCUUACAAAGUCCAAGAGCCACUGGAAAGUAACUCCAGAGAAAAUAUCACCGUGGCCAGAAGCGGAGGACAUUUUGGGCAACUGCGAAUCUUUUACUGCACCUCGACGAUUGAUGUUUUGGAGCUUUUGAUAACAGAAGGGCAGGACCUGCUCUUUUAUUAUGAAUCUCCAGAUCGUGGAAUCACAAAUGGACAACCUGUGUUUCAGCUGAAUGUUUCUCUGGAGGUGGAUGCUUUUCAUGCAUGUGCAGCUUUUUGUCUGAAAGAACAGGCUUGCUUGGCUUUCUCAUUCAGCAACGUCUCUGGCCAGGCCAAUUGCUCCUGGACAAUUUCAGCAGCUGACAUUCUGUCCCCCAGCGCAGAGUUUGCAACAUAUCGCAAGAAUAGUUCUAAGGUGUCCACCCUGUUGAGAUCUCAGGCCACAGCUGGCUCUGACUAUGAGCCAAUCUCCAGACAAUGGGUGAUCAUGCAGGAAGGAGAUGAGUCCGCGAAUCUCUCAGUUUUAAUACAAACAGACACAUUACCAGAACGCGAUGAAAAGUUUGCUGUUUUGCUUCUAAGUGUGGAACUGCUGAACGAGGUGGUCACUCCAGAAAACCAGCCCACAAUUGAAUGGCCAGAUGUUGCAACGGUUACCAUAACCAUGAACGGAGAUGCAUUUGGCACCUUUCUGCUUUACUCGGUGAACAUUAAUGCUACAGAGAAAGGGAGCUACCUUGAAGUAAGAGAGGAAGCAGAGGUGACAGUGCAGCUUAUGGUAGACAGAAGCGGUGGAAGUCUUGGUGAGGUGACGGUGCAGUGGAGUGUGGUUGGUGGCACAGCUACGAGAAACAUAGAUUUCGUUGGUGAUGGUGAAAUAUUAACAUUUGCCGAAGGUGAAAAUAAGAGAGUUGUCACAUUAGUAAUCGUAGAUGAUGAAGAACCAGAAGGCAAUGAGACCAUUGUGGUCCGCUUGACACAUACUGAAGGUGGCAGCCGAAUUCUGCCCAGCUCUGAUACGGUCACUGUGGUCAUUCUAGCCAGCGAUUAUGUUGCAGGAGUCAUUAGUUUUCACGCAUCCUCACGCUCAGUUACGGGACAGGAAGGAGAAACUUUGCUACUCUGGAUUGAAAGGGAUUCCCCAGGAAGAGGAAACGUUACUGUUGACUGGCAGAUUAAUGGGCAAUAUGUCCAAGAGAAUUUUGUGGAUUUUAGGGGGACUCUUUUUCUCUCUGAGGGCAUUCUAAAUGCAUCACUUCUGGUCCACAUACUCGAGGAUGAUAUCCCUGAAGAAAAGGAGGAAUAUGGAAUUAUUUUGUCAAAUGUCAGAACUCAAGGCAUUCCCUCAAUGGGGGCUGCUGUUCUUGAUAGUCUGGGAUACAAAGCCAUUCUUACAGUGAAAGCCAGUGAUGACCCAUAUGGAAUAGUGACAUUCUCUGAAUCAUCCCGCUCCAUUUCUGUUAAGGAAGGCAACAGCGUCAUUCAUCUCUUUAUCAGGAGGGAUUUUGGAACCCUUGGAGCCAUUAACAUCACAUUUGAGACAGUCAAAGGAUCUUUGCUCCGUCUGAACCAAACUGAUGAUGGAUCUCUGGCUGAGCCUGGUUUGGACUUUAUGCUCACAUCUGGUUUUGUCAUUAUGGAGCAAGGAGAAUCCACUGCAGCUAUAAAUGUCACAAUUUUAGAGGAUGAUAUUCCUGAAUUGCAGGAGGUCUUUCUUGUGAAUCUAACAUCUGUGAAGCUCAUCCGUUCAGAUCAAAGCCUUCUCCCCCCUCGAUUGGAUGCGGCAGGACAGGUUUCUGAGAUAACUAUUAAUGCAAAUGAUGGUGUGAAGGGAAUUGUUGAAUGGCAACACGUUAAUUUGAAAGUGAAUGAAACCAUGGAAACUCUCAUCCUGGUGAUUCAUCGAGAGGGGGGCACAUAUGGGAAUGUUUCACUGCUUUGCCAUCCUCACAAUUUAAAAGCACAACUUGGAUUGGACUUCAAUGUGCAACCAAUGAUCAUUUAUUUUGGUGAUGGCGAAAGAUACCAAAGCGUAGAGGUUGCAAUCUAUGAUGACGAUACUCCAGAAGGGGAUGAGGACUUCCUGAUGAUUCUUACUAAUCCCUCUGUAGGAUUAGAACUAGGGGCAAGGACCACAGCCACUGUGACCAUCUCUGCCAAUGAUGAUGGGCAUGGGAUUCUGUUGUUUAACAACACUGAGCACUUUUUCCUUAAGGAGCCAACAGCCCUUGGUGUAUCAGAGAGUGUUGCUGAACUACACGUUAUACGAGAACCACCAGAGGGGACAUUUGGGACCAUCUCUGUUCAGUACGCUGUCACAAGUGUGAAUGGAUCUGAUCCUUGGCUGGACUUAACGCCUGCACAAGGUCUUAUUGUAUUGGAAGAUGGUAUAAGAAAGAAGAUUCUGCAUAUUUCUGCUAUAUUGGACGAAGAGUCAGAGAUGGAUGAAGAAUUCCUGGUUACUCUGUUCGGCCCUACAGGAGGGGCAAGACUGGGUGACAGGACAAAGAUACACAUCAUAGUCCUUCAGAAUCAGGCACCACUUGGACUUUUUAGCAUCUUCCCGUUAGAAAACAGGACUCGCACUCUGACCUUGGAGGAAGACAAUAAAACAUUGUAUUUUAAUAUUUCUCGAAGUAAUGGUUUAGAGAAUAGAGUGACUGUGGACUGGGAGACACAAUCUGGGACAGCAUUUGGAAUAAGGGGAGAUAUUCUGGUGUUGUCCACAGUACAGAAUUUCCCUGAAGUACUUGGCUCAAGGUGGUGCUUCCUGACAUUUAACAACAGUCUGUUUGGAAUUUUUCUUCGAAUAAAUGGGAGUGAUUGGAAGUUAGGUGCAGUAUCGACCCUGUACCAAUGGCGGGGUGUAUUUGUCUCAGUGCAGAACAUCGAAGCUCAGAAUCCCACAGGAUGCACGACCUUUGUCAAAAGUGAUGUGUCUUAUAUAAUUAUAACUCACAGUGGAAUAACAGGAGUGAAAGCAUCCAAUAACAGCAUUUACAGCUUUACAUUGCAAACUGAAUUAACAUUGGUUCAAUCUUUGAUUGUCCCAGAGAGCAGUGAUGUAAAACACUUUACACAGGAAAACGAAGAUUACUUGAUCAUCAGCAGUCAAAAGGAUGCUCUUGACAGUAACUCAAAGAUCUAUCGAUGGAAUGGGAAUUCAUUUAUUUUUCAUCAAAACCUACUGACCCGUAGUGCUACUGGCCUGGCUCUGUUUAAACAAGGAAAUCUACUAUACCUGGCUGUUUCCCAGUUCAACCGGGCAUCCGCCCUCUUUCAGUGGAGUGACGAUCAGUUUGGCCAGCUCCAGAACAUAUCUGUCUAUGGAGGGACGCACGUCAGUAGCGUGACAGCUGAGGGUGACACCUACCUUGCCUUUGGCAACCUCACUUCCUGUCACGUGUACAUUUGGAGGGCAGGGCAGCCCUUAUUAAAAGUGGUCCAGACUAUUCCUGUCAAUACCGUGAGAAGCAUUGAUCUCUUUGCACUUCCUUCUGGCACAGUUCAUCUCCUGUUGAAUGGUGGAGAUAAGUCAAAUCUCUACAUGUGGGACGUGAGGAGCAACCAUUUUGUAUUAGUACUGAAGCUCCCACCAUCAGAUCACAUGGUGUCUGUCGCUGCCCCUUCCCAUAAUGGAACCAGAGCCCUCAUUGCUUCAGUGGGCAACUUUGAUUCCUGGAUCUAUGAGCUGGCUUCUGUUUCUAAUGAAUCGGAUUUCAUUCCAGGAUCUGCUGAGCUCAUCUUUGAACCUGGUGACAAAGACACAGUGAUAGCUGUAAAUAUUCUUGAUGAUGACACACCAGAGGAAGACGAGUUCUUUGCAGUCAGACUCGUGAAUGCGAGGGGUGGAGCUGAAAUUGGUUUUAAUGAUCACGUCAAUUUAGUGAUCCAGUCAAACGAUAAUGCCCAUGGGAUAAUCGGUUUUGUGCAGAGCUUCUUGUCCAUGCAAGUUGAAGAAUUGGAAGAAGACAAUCAGAUCACUCUGAGGGUUGAACGGCUGCGGGGAACUCACAAAACUCUAAUUGUACAUUGGGUAGCCACUGGAAAUGUGAAUGAUAUCUUCCCAAACUCUGGAGCAUUUACUUUUUCAGAGGGUCAAUCUCUUGCAACCAUUUCACUUGUGGUGUUAGCUGACGAUAUCCCAGAGGGAGCCGAGUUUGUGACUAUAAUGCUUGUAAAUGUCACCACUGUGGAUGUGCGAGACCAAGCUAAAGGUGCGACCAUUGAUUCCAGCAAAAGGAAUGGCGUCCUGACAGUGCUCCCUAAUGACUCACCCUAUGGUGUGAUCAGCUGGCACAGAAACUCUCACAACAUCUCUUUGCAGGAGCCUGAAUUUGAGUCAACUGAUGUCACUUUAACAAUAAUUCGUGAAGAAGGAUUUGUGGGUGAUGUUAUUGUUCAGUACAGCACAAAACCAAAUCUUUUCCUUCCACUUGUCAACCAAGCAACUGCAAAUGAAGAUUAUAACAGCAUUCAUGGCACAGUCAUUUUAAAGGAAAACAGCACACAGGCUUUGAUUAGACUUACGAUAUUUCCUGACAACAUUCCUGAAUUACACGAAAGCUUUCUAGUUAACAUUACUGAUGUGAAACUGACCAAUACUACGCAUGUUGGAGGGAAGCCCAGAGUGAAGCGUUUGCAAAUGGAGCUUGCGGAAGUAACGAUCAGAGAGAACGAUGACCCCAGAGGAAUCAUUCAUUUCAACACGUCAAGGAAUGAAACCGAUGCAGUUGUCGCGUAUGAGAUGGCCCCUCCAGGAAACCUGCUGAAAUUGCCAGUAGUCCGUAGUGCUGGCAGAUUUGGAGAAGUAACUGUGCUUUGGGAAGCUCUGCCCAGAAGUGCCAGCUUGUCAGAUUUUACACCGUCCAAUGGGACUCUCACUUUUGCCGAAGGAAUGCAUUCUGCAAUUCUAGAAAUCAUCAUAGUGGAUGAUAAUCUGACCGAAUUUCUGGAGACAUUCUGUGUUGUACUAACGGAAGUGACGGGAGGUGCCACAAUAGGAGAUGACAACAUUAUUACCGUCAACAUUCCCAACAACGACUCCCCUGUGGGAGUGUUUGGGUUUGUGGAACGUUACGUAGCAGUUGAGGAACCAUCGACAUUGGAUGAUCCAGCUGGCUUGGUGUCCUUUACUGUCCGUCGAAAGGAAGGUCACGGCUCAGUUCAAAUUGUUUGGCAGGUGGACGAUGCUGCCGUCGAUGAUCUCACACCCCUUUCUGGAACUUUGACAUUCAGUCAGACUGAGACGACAAAGACACUUGUUUUACGCAUUUAUCCAGAUCAUCUUUUGGAAGGAGAUGAACGAUAUGUGAUUCGGCUGAUAUCUGCAUCAAACAAUGCAGAAAUAUCCCCUGUAAAUGGAAGUGCCACAGUCAUUAUUUUAGGCGAUCAUGCAUCGUCUGGUACAAUUGCCAUUGCUGAAUCGACCAGACACAUUCUAAUUGGAGAGCCAAUCGGUGAUUACAAUGGGACUACCCUCGUAAAAUUAGUGCGUGGUCCUGGGAUUUUUGGUGAUGUUACCGUUAACUGGAUUAUAGUUCCAGCAUCUCUGAAUGAGUUUGAAGAAGUGAGCGGCACUGUUUCCUUCCAUGACAGACAGUCAUCAGCCACCAUUUUGCUUCAGGUAAUGGAUGAUGAUAUUCCUGAAGAAAAACAGUAUUACCAACUUCAGCUAACAGGGGUCAGUGGCAAGGCUGUAAUUAAUGAUACGUCAAGCUCUGCCAAUAUCACCAUGGCAGCCAGCGAUUUUCCUUAUGGACAAUUUUCAUUUUCCCAUGAAGACCUUCAAGUCUCUGAGAAUACAGAACAGGUUAAUGUUACUAUUGUCCGAUCGCAUGGCACCUCUGGCUAUAUUCACCUGUGGUAUCAAACAACUAAUGGGACUGCACUAGGUGACAUAGACUUUGCAUCCAGCUUUGGGCAGCUGUUAUUUGAACCAGGAGAACAGGUUCGACAAAUACCAGUUGAUAUUUUCGAUGAUGUUAUUCCCGAAGGCCAUGAGGACUUCUUUGUGGAAAUUCUUGAAGUGGAGCUUCAGUCAGACAGCUUGCAUGACUUCACGGUGAGAGAUAAUGGCCUUCAACCAGAUCAGCCUCCCAUUUUGGGUAACAUCUCAUCAAUUCGGAUUGUGAUACAAGUAAAUGACAAUGCACAAGGCGUUAUAGAAUUUCAGCCACAAUUUCUCAGUACUGAAGUUGAAGAAGACAUUGGGAUACUUGGAAUACCUUUGGUUAGGAAAAUGGGGACUUAUGGAUUUGUCACAGCAGACUUUGUAUCCCGUGCAAUCACAGCUUUCCCCAAUGGAGUUGACUACAUUCUUCCAAAUGGGACAAUUGUAUUCUACCACGGACAGAAUCAGAGCUUCAUAAACGUAACCAUAAUCGAUGACUUAGAAAGUGAAUUUGAUGAGCAGUUUGAGAUCCAACUGAUUGCAGCAAAACAAGGAGCUGUGCUUGGAACCCACCUCACCACCACAGUAACCAUCCGCAAAAGUGACUCCAUCGGCGGACUCAUUCGGUUCCGAAAUCUGACCAAACUGGUCGUCCCUAAUCCCGAUACACCGCAGAUACUAACGCUAGUGCUGGAAAGGAUUGGAGGACAUACUGGAGAUGUGCAAAUAAAAUGGAACAUUUUGGGUCCCAACUCAGAAACGAUCUUACCAGCAUCCAACACAGACAUAGGUGAUCCUGUGAAUGGAACGUUCUAUUUCAGAGAUGGAGAGAUUGGGAACCGAAUCAUUGAACUGAACAUCCUACCACAUGGAGAAAUUGAGCUUCAGGAGACCUUCAUCAUCCAACUUACCCUGGACAUGGGUGAUGCUGAAAUCGACCGAAAUGCAGGGACCGUGCUGCUGACAGUACAGAAGUUUGGAAAUCCCAAUGGAAUAGUCCAAUUUAUUGAGGAUUCUUUAUAUAUGAAGACUUACUUGGAACCAUCUAAUCAAGAAGAACUGUUAAAUAUUUCAUUCUUUAUUACAAGAAUUAAAGGAACAAUGGGAGAUGUAAAGGUAAACUGGCAGCUGUGGAGUGAUGCUGAUAUGACAGGAGACUUUUUAACAAUCAAUGGUUCGGUUACUAUCCUAGAACUGCAACAAAAUGCAGAGAUAAGUGUUCAGCUGUUAGCUGAUGAUGUUCCAGAAGUAGAUGAAAUUUAUAUCAUUAGACUGACUUCUGUGGAAGGAGGUGCAGACAUAAAUGAAGACAAGGACCAAACAAGAUUUAUGGUACCAGCGAACGACGACCCCUAUGGCUUGUUUGCCGUUUACCCGGAUCGGCAAGCUGUAAUUGUUGGAAAUGAUUUGAAUCGCUACAUUCAGAUAAACAUCACAAGACACAGUGGGACCUUUGAAGAUGUGAGUGUAGAAUACGAGCUCUUGUUCCAUGGGCAAGAAUUUCCACCGGACCGAUUGUUGGGAACUGUGGUGGUCAGAGAUGGUGCCAGCUUUGCUGUUACUAAAGUGCCAAUCUCAGGUCAGACUUUCAUUAGGAAGGUUUCUGACAUUUCAGUGAAAUUGCUAAACGUGAGUCUUUUGAGGGGAAAUACUUCUAUUCCUCCCAAGCUGUUAAUUGGGAUAGACUCGGCCAAGGUUUUUGUGUCGGAAGAAGCAGCCAAUUCAGAGGUUGGCUUUGAAUCUUUGGUACUUCGAGUCUCGGAUGUUUCUGCUGGCAGCUGUUGGGCUGUGAUAUCACGGGAUGGUGUGUAUGGGUUCAUUGUGGUAGAAUGGAGAGGUGGCUAUCCUGAAGGCACGGUCCCUGCUGGAUUCAUACCUGGCUCCGUCAAACCGGGUUUUGGUUCAGUUGUCCUUUCCCAUGGUGAAAAACGAAAGCCACUGUUACUCACUGUACCAACCACCAACUUCACAGGCAAGGAGUCCUUUGCCAUUCAUUUGACGAAGGUACACAGUAAUCUUACUGGUAAAGCUGAACUAAGAUCAGGAUUCACUGUGGCAGAAAUUGAGCCAUUUGGAGUCUUCCAACUUGCGCCUAAUUCAGGGCAGGUCAGAAUAGAAGAAGAUGCAGGUGCAGCAACUUUUCUUGUCCAGAGACUCUUUGGUUUCCGUGGCCACCAAACAAAACUGAUUUACCAUACAACAGCAGGAAGUGCCAAACCUGAUGAAGAUUAUGUGCACAUCCAAAUGGGAGAACUUGUCUUUACUUCAUAUCAGAUUGAAGCUAUGAUCAAGCUGCUUAUCAUCAAUGAUAACAUCCCAGAAGGAGAUGAAGUUUUUUACCUGAAUUUGUCCAGCAUUGAAGUUCUGGGUUAUAAGCCAAAUAAUACAGAAGAAAACCCCUACUUGAAUCAAAACUUGAGUGUGUCAUUUAUAACCAUUGUUGCCAAUGAUGCCAGCAAGGGUGUUUUAAGUAUUGGACCCACUGUGGUGCACACUACAGAGGAAACUGAUAAUAUAACACUUUGUAUUCGAAGGACUCUGGGAUUUACUGGACCUGUCAAUGUGAAUGUUAUAACCUUUGGAGAAAAGAAAUUUAUAAAUGGUCUACAUGAAAUGCCUUUUCAAGCCAACCAGCAAAAUCCCAGUCUUUCCUGGGCCAAGGAGGGAGAAGAUUUUGAAGAUGAAGCAUUGAAUGUUACUCUACAAGAUGAGGAAAAGGAAGUCAAUAUAUCUAUCAGAGUUUUAGACGAUAAUGAACCAGAGGGCCAGGAGUUUUUUUUUGUUUAUCUAACAGAUCCAGGUGGAGGUGCACAUAUCGUGGAUGGAAAGGAUGAGCACGGAUUCAUGGCUUUUAUGAAGAUUGUUAUUUUAGGAAAUGAUGUACAGAAUGGCAUUGUGGGAUUUGCAAGUGUAUCCAAUGGUAACCCAGUCUUGGAUGAAGACUCUAAAAGUAGGGAAGUUCGGCUAACAGUUGAAAGACAAAAAAACAGAGCUUUUGAGAAUGUGACAAUUUCUUGGCGCGUGACCUUUAAUGAAACAGACGUGGUAUUGCAAAGAGAUGGGGUGGAUCUGGUCAGUGAGCUCACAGCUCCAUCAGGAAUUAUCCUCUGUGUUUCCGGAGAGACGCUAUGCCCAAUCACCAUCAAGAUCAAAGCAGACCAGAUCCCAGAACCUGCAACAUGGUUUCUUGUGGAAAUCUAUGAAGUGGGAUCAGGAGCUUUGAUAAAUAACAGUGCUCGAUUCAUAAACAUUACGGUUUUAGAGAGCGAUAGCCUUCACGCGUUGAUCUAUUUUGCUUCAGGGUCUCGGCUUUCUGUGGUUCAUCAGGAGACCACAUUAGUUCACCUACAGGUUGACAAGAGUGCUGUUUCAAGUACAGUUGUAACUGUCAAUUACAAAACACAGGAAUUAACAAAGGCUGAGCUGGUGGGUGAGACAUUAAUAUCACCAGCAAUUGCUGCAAUGGAUUUUGUGAAAUUGGAUGGCAGUUUAACCUUUCAACCAGAACAGUUAAGAAUUUCAUUGGAUAUUGUCCUUACUCCAGAACUAACAUCUUCCAAUCCAUUGCCCAAACGAUUCCAAGUGGUGCUCUACAAUCCGACGCCAGGAAUUCAGCUGGAUGAGUAUUUCAAUGUAGCAAAUAUUACAAUAGUCACGGACACUAAAUCUCAGUUCCUCUGGGGUUUAGUUGAUCAGUUGCACCAACCCCCUAGUGAUGAAUUAAUAAAUGAAGUUCUUCAGAAACUGCAGAGCAAGAUUACUGUGGAAACCACAAGAGAACAGCUCGAUGCAGUAACAGAAGUAUUCAAAAAGGUGAUCCAAGAAGGAGAAAAGAGACCUCUUGAUGAUACCAGCAUUAGACUAUUGUACAAUAGUCUUUGUGCACUGCUGGAUGCCACCCGCAAGGAUACCAAAGGGCUUAGUCUGCUGGUUGAAGUGACUGAGAGAUUUGCCUUCUCACUUCUCACUGGUGUAGAAUGUGGAUCGCCUGGCCAGAGAGGCAAGACAGUUCUUGACACUUGCCAGUACCUCACUAUUAAAUCGUAUCACUGGUAUCCCCAACAAAUCAAUGGGCACAAGAUUGAGUGGAAAAAUGGUGAUUCUGUGCAAAUUCCUGAGCAGUUGCUCGAAGUCUCGUCUGCAACUUCACUUGAUCCAGGACGUGAGGACUGUCAGUAUGUGCAAUUCACAGAGUACAGCAGCCAGCAGUGGUUCCAAACCAGUGCAAAGGGAACUGCACUCAACAAUAAGAUAUUUUCAGUAAGCCUGAAGGAUCGUGAUCCACAACCUCUUGCAGACGGCAAUGAGGUAGUCUAUCGGAUUCAUAAUCCAGAUGGUGCCGUUGUUCCACAUACAGCUGAAUGCCUUCUGUGGAACCAAGCUGCUGAAAGCUGGCUAUCAAGCAACCAGUUCUGCCGUGUGGUUGAUGACCUGAGUAACUUUGUGGAGUGUGCCUGCUCACACAUGUCCACCUACUCGGCCUCUGCCCUAACAGAGACACUUCCCGUUUACAAUGAAAUCUUCUUCUCAGCCACAUUCAUUUGUAUUUCAGGUUUCUCCCUGUCCAUUUUGUCUCAUCUGCUCUGUUCAAGAUUUUCCAUGUUUGCAGCCAAACUCCUCUUGCACAUGAUGGUCGCCUGCCUAGGAACUCAGAUCUCGUUUCUGAUGUCUGCGUACCUCGGUCGAGAGCUCACAGAGGAGGCUUGCUCUGCGCUUGGAUUGGUGAUACAUUACCUCUACCUCUGUCAGUUCAGCUGGAUGCUCAUUCAGUCCGUCAAUUUCUGGCAGGUGCUUGUGAUGAAUGAUGAGCACACGGAUCGACGGUACUUGCUGUUCUUCAGCCUGAGUUGGGGGUUACCUGCCUUUGUCGUGGCCUUGGUUGUAAUUAUACUGCGAGGGGGCUACAACUGGACCAUGCAAGAAGUUUAUGGCUCGGUACAUGGUGAUGUGUGCUUCAUUCCCAAUGUUUAUGCAGCUCUUGCCACGGCAGCACUGAUACCUUUGUUAUGCCUUGUGGGAGUCACUGUGAUUUUUAUCCACACCUAUCAGAUCGUUCAGCAAUGGAAGUCCUAUGAUGAUAUUUACAGGGGAAGAGCUAAUGGCACAGAAGUUCCUCUGGUUCUGUAUCUUUUUGCAUUGAUAUCGUUGACAUGGCUUUGGGGAGGCCUGCACAUGGCAUACAGACACUUCUGGAUAUUAAUCCUGUAUGCUAUCUUCAAUAUCCUGCAGGGUCUGUAUGUUUUUGUGGUAUAUUUUAUCCUACACAACCAGUUCUGCUGGCCAGUAAAAGCCAGCUACAGUAUGGAAAUCAAUGGUCAUCCCAGUCCUGGGUCAAGUUACCUCACAUCGGGCAGCGGUGCACCGUCAAUAGGAGGGGACAUCAGCAAAUCCACUCAGAACCUCAUUGCUGCGAUGGAGGAGAUACCGUCUGACUGGGAACAAGCCUCUUUAAGACCCAGCAGUCAAGCAAGCAGCAUCUUCAAGGAAAGCCCAGUGAGUGGCAACAUCUAUGCCACCAAAGGAGACUACGGCACCAGCAACCUGAUGGGUGAUGAGGAGGCACAAGAGUUUGAUGAUUUGAUAUUCGCCUUAAAAACUGGUGCCGGCCUCAGUGCAGGUGACAAUGAAUCGUAUCAUGGAAGUCAAGAUGGUAGAAGCAUUUCAAAUUCCCAGAUUGUGGAACUACGAAGAAUACCAAUAGCUGACACUCACCUUUAACACACUCACAUGCUUUUUAAUUGAAAUUUGUCCAUGUUUUUAUACUUUUUUUGGAUGUCCCUCUUUUGCACUAAAAUUUUGCAUUAAAAUAUGUAGAAUCAGUGUUACCUUACAAUGUUUGUACAACAUUUUUGUAAUGUUCAACUAAUAUAACCUUAGACUUCAAAAACUUGAUUACAGAGAAGUAAAAGUUAAGUAACUAAUAAGGAUGAAGAAAAUAUGUAGAAUUUAGAUAUAAACUACGAUUUAAAAAAACUAACAAAUUACUUCUGUAAAAAAUCUUCCCAUAGAAGUAACAUAAUAAAAAUAAUUUUGUGGUAAUUUCUGACAGUGAUUAUGAAACGAAAACUUGUAUGAUCUUUCUUUUUGACCAGUAUUUAUUAACAUAGAAUAAAGAACAGUACAGCACAGGAAUAGGCCCUUCAGCCCAUGACAUUGUGCCAAAUAGUAAUUUUAAGCCAACCAAACAAGUCCCUUCUGCCUAUGCAUUUAUAUCCCUCCAUUUCCUGCACAUUCAAGGUCAAGUUUAAUUGUCCUUCAACCACACAUGAAUACAGCCAAAUGAAACUGUGUUAUUCCAGGGCCAAGGGGCAAAACACAGUACCAACUGUCACACACAGCAUAAGGCAUGUAUAAGUUAUCAGCAAAACACAACACAAAAAAAAUAGCCCAAGACGCUUGAGUCCAUGAACAUUGUGGCAGUCUGCAGCUUGCCUUCUGCUGAGCAAACUCUGGGAAGCACCAACUCCAGCUCAGACAACGCGCCACACUGCCUCUGACACCUCUCUCCUGAACAGGCAGCACCACGGCCUGAGGCCUAAUCCUCGCUGUGACCAAGGCCACGUAGCUCCCCCGUCAUCCGCCAACACAUUAGUGAAUCGGACUUGCACCAUUCCGCAUUAACAAUGUCCAACAGGGUCUUGCAAUCACAAGGAAAGCGACCAAGACGAUCACUUGCUGUUAAACUCCCACCACCUUUGUGCACUGACUCCUCCGAUGCAGGCAAGAACUUGAUCCAUUCCAAAUCCAGCUCCUUCAGAUGUUCCACCACCAAGCAACAAACUGAUGGGGUAGACCUGCAGUCCUUUAAGUUUUUAAUAUCCAUAAGGAUCUUGCAAUCAUAAAAAAUACAUUUAAAAAAGACAAUAACACCUUUAGUUGACCCUGUAAAAGCAGCUGUGAUCGGAUGCACCACUGUCUUACCAGAAAAAAGCUAUCUGAUUUGUCUCCACUGCCCUUCUCAUUUGAACUUAUUCCCUCUCAUCUUGAGUACAUGCUCUCCAAUAUUAAACAUUAUGACCCAAAGAAAAAUUAUACUGGCUGCCUGCUCUAUCUGUGCCUCCUAUCAUCUAUAAAUUUCUAUCAGGUCCCCCCUCAACUUCUAUUCCAGAAACAACAACCCAAGAUUUUCCAACCUCUCCCCAGAGCACAUGCCCUCAAAUCCAGGCAGCAUCCUGGUAAACCUUUUAAGCACCCCCUCCAACACUUCCACGUCCUAUAAUGGAGACCAGAAUUGAAUGAAAAUUCCAAUUGUAGCCUUACUAGAGUUUUAUAUAGCCUCAACAUAUCUUCAAGACUUUACAACUCAAUAACUUCACUAAUAAAGACAAGCAUGCCAGAUGCCUUAAUCACCCUAUCAACCUGUGUAGCUAUUUUCAGGGAGCUAUGAACUUGGACCCCAACAUCCCUCUGCUCAUCAGCAUCGUUAAGGGUCUUAACAGUGUACCGCUCUUGACAUUCGACCAACCAAAGUGCAACAUUUCACAUUUGGCAGAUUAAAGCUCUAUCUGCCAUUUAUCUGCCCAUAUCUGCAACUGAUAUACAGUGCCUAUAAAAAGCAUUCACACUCCUUAGAGGUUUCAUGUUUUAUUGUUUUUACAACUUUGAAUCACAGUGGAUUUAAUCUGGCUUACUUUGUCUCUGAUCAACAAAAAAAGACAUGUCAAAGUGAAAACAGAUUUCUAUAAAGUGAACUAAAUUUAUUAGAAAUAUAAAAGACAAAAUAAUAAAUUGCAUAAGUAUUCAUCCCCUUUAAUAUGACACACCAAAUCGUCACUGGUGCAGCCAGUUGGUUUUAGAAGUCACAUAAUUAGUUAAGUGGAGAUCACCGUAUGCUGUCAAGGUGUUGCAAUUGAUUGUAG